UCGUUUGGCCUCACGGUCCCGCCCAAGGUGACGCUGCCGGUCAAGACCAACGGCAAGGAAGGCAAGCGCAAGCGCGAAGACAAGUACAGCAAGAGCGGCCACGCGUUCAGCGCCGAAAACCCGUACGGGAAGCGCGCCAAGGACGACAAGCGCCAGUUUGCCCAUUAG
This is a messenger RNA of Saprolegnia parasitica CBS 223.65, 168 nucleotides long. RefSeq lists its product as hypothetical. The transcript has a single exon. The annotation marks the transcript as partial. The record is from RefSeq and is a predicted model, not a curated record. NCBI's taxonomy places the organism in Eukaryota, Oomycota, Saprolegniomycetes, Saprolegniales, Saprolegniaceae.